Amorphotheca resinae ATCC 22711 is the source of this 2163-nucleotide messenger RNA. RefSeq lists its product as hypothetical. The record is from RefSeq and is a predicted model, not a curated record. Gene Ontology annotation, molecular function: acetoacetate-CoA ligase activity. Gene Ontology annotation, cellular component: cytosol. Bases 1 to 2163 code for a protein of 720 amino acids. Gene Ontology annotation, biological process: lipid metabolic process. Lineage: Eukaryota; Fungi; Ascomycota; Leotiomycetes; Helotiales; Amorphothecaceae. The transcript has 5 exons.
AUGGGACACACCAAGUCCCGUGAUCCCCCUCUCUGGGAAAACCAGCAUCCUACACGCAGCUCCCUGUGGCAGUUCCUUCAGAUCAUCAACAAGAAGUACGGCAAGGAUCUCAACUCCUACCAGGGACUGUAUGAUUGGUCCAUUGACAGCUUCCCCGAGUUCUGGGAAGAAGUAUGGGCUUUCACCGGCGUACGCGCCGUCCCCCUUGCUUCCAAGGAGGACGUGAAGCUCCAGAAUGGACAGGCGUCCGAGAAGAAGCCCUUCAGACAUGUCGUCGCUCGCGAUGCUCCCAUGUUCCCCCGGCCCAAGUUCUUCGACGGCUGUACCUUGAACUUCGCUGACAAUCUCCUCUACCCACGAGAUGCGCCCGAUGCUGACAGUCCCGCCCUGAUCUCGGUGACUGAGUCAACUAAAAAGACCAUCUCGUGGAAGGCCCUGCGCGACAAGGUGCUGCAGCUUGUGCUGGCCAUGAAGGCCCACGGAGUCAAGCCCUGUGACCGCGUUGCAGGUUUCCUUGGUAAUCAUGCCGACACGGUUGUUGCCAUGCUGGCUACGACUUAUCUUGGGGCAAUCUGGACCGCCGUUAGUCCUGAUACCGGUGUGGCUGCCGUGUUGGACCGGCUGGUUCAGAUCGAGCCCGUCAUGCUGUUUGCUGACAAUGGAGUUGAGUACAAUGGGAAGAUCCACCCCAGUACCGCGAAGACCAGAGAGAUUGUCGAGGCGUUGAAGGAGCUCAAAGCUGUUGUCAUAUUCCAGACCGUGCCAGGAGAGAUCGAUACCACGGGUUUCAAAGUAGCACGUGGCCAGGCAUGGACGCACGAGGGGUUUCUUCAAAGCACCCCCCCUUAUAGCGAUAGCCCAGAUCUCCAGGGAAGCCUACGGACGAUGUUCUUGCCCGAGCAUCCCGUCUAUAUCCUCUACAGUUCCGGCACUACAGGAAAACCCAAAUGUAUAGUCCACUCCGCGGCCGGUACGCUCAUUCAACACAAGAAAGAGCACGUUUUGCAGUGUGAUAUUCGACCGGGGGACCGCCUCUUGUAUUACACAACCACGUCUUGGAUGAUGUGGCACUGGUUAGUCUCUGGCCUCGCAUCCGGCGCAACGAUCGUCCUCUAUGAUGGGAGCCCAUUUAAACCACACGGCGACCUUACGAUGCCCAAGCUCAUCGAGGAGCUAAAGAUCACUCAAUUUGGCACCUCAGCCAAAUACCUGAGCAUCCUCGAGCAGAACCAAGCCCAGCCCCUGAAGGCUGGAAUAGACCUCAGUUCUCUCAGAGCCAUCUACUCCACCGGAUCUCCCCUGGCGCCAAGCACCUUCAGAUACGUCUACGACGCAUUCCCCAAGACAAUCAACCUAGGUAGUAUCACGGGCGGCACGGACAUCAUCUCCCUCUUCGGCGCGCCUAGCCCAAUUUCCCCCGUCUAUGAAGGGGAGAUCCAAGUCAAAGGGCUCGGGAUGGCCAUCUGCGCCUUCGACCCCUCGGGCUCCAAAGUGCAGGACGGCGAACCAGGCGAUCUCGUCUGCCUCAAGCCCUUCCCCUCCCAACCCGUGGGCUUCUGGCCCCAGAAAUCCAUCGCCCUCCCCCCAGUCUCCGGCGCUGACUCCUCGAUCCUGAAACUCCCCCAGUACGACGCUGCCAAGUACGAGAGCAGCUACUUCGAGACCUUCCCGGGCGUCUGGCACCAUGGCGAUUUUGUCCGCUUCGACCCCGUGACUGGCGGCAUGGUGAUGCUGGGCCGCAGCGACGGCAUCUUGAAGCCGGCGGGCGUGCGCUUCGGCAGUGCCGAGAUCUACAACGUCUUACUGAAGCACUUCGCCACGGACGUCGAAGAUUCCCUCUGCAUCGGGCAGAGGCGCGAGUCGGACACAGACGAGCGGGUCGUGCUGUUCCUGAAGAUGCUGGAGGGGAAGCAGUGCACGCCAGACCUGAAGGCGCGCAUCAGCUCCGCCAUCAGAUCGGAUCUGAGCGCCCGCCAUGUCCCGGCUAUCAUUGAUGAAUGUCCUGAGAUCCCCAUUACGACGAAUGGGAAGAAGGUCGAAGUAGCAGUCAAGCAGAUCCUCUGCGGCAUGAACGUCAAGACGUCAGCCAGCGUCGCGAAUUCAGAGUGCUUAGACUGGUAUCGCGCAUGGGCUCAGAAGCACGAGCCAGUUUCCCUUUCCUAG